This is a messenger RNA of Dama dama (fallow deer), 1248 nucleotides long. Its product is annotated as serine/arginine-rich splicing factor 3-like. The record is from RefSeq and is a predicted model, not a curated record. The transcript has a single exon. Lineage: Eukaryota; Metazoa; Chordata; Mammalia; Artiodactyla; Cervidae. Gene Ontology annotation, biological process: mRNA splicing, via spliceosome. The coding region runs from base 90 to 584 and encodes 164 amino acids. Gene Ontology annotation, cellular component: nuclear speck. Gene Ontology annotation, molecular function: RNA binding.
UCCGGGAACGCUGGGCGGGAGGGGACUGAGAAGACCUAGCCUAGGUUCUGUGGAUUUGGACCUCUGCAUUUCUAACCCAAGAUCUCGAAAUGCAUCGUGAUUCCUGUCCAUUGGACUGUAAAGUUUAUGUAGGUAAUCUUGGAAACAAUGGUAACAAGACUGAAUUGGAACGAGCUUUUGGCUAUUCUGGACCACUCCGAAGUGUGUGGGUUGCUAGAAACCCUCCCGGCUUUGCUUUUGUUGAAUUUGAAGAUCCCCGAGAUGCAGCUGAUGCUGUUCCAGAGCUAGAUGGGAGAACACUGUGUGGCUGCCGAGUAAGAGUGGAACUACCGAAUGGUGAAAAGAGAAGUCGUAAUCGUGGCCCACCUCCUUCUUGGGGUCGUCGCCCUCGAGAUGAUUAUCGGAGGAGGAGUCCUCCACCUCGACGCAGAUCUCCAAGACGGAGAAGCUUCUCCCGCAGCCGGAGCAGGUCCCUUUCUAGAGAUAGGAGAAGAGAGAGAUCACUGUCCCGGGAGAGAAAUCACAAGCCGUCCAGAUCUUUCUCUAGGUCUUGUAGCCGAUCUAGGUCAAAUGAAAGGAAAUAGAAGACAAGUUUGCAAAAGGAGUGGUGUACAGGAAAUAACUUCAUUUGACAGGAGUAUGUACAGAAAAUUCAAGUUUUGUUUGAGACUUCAUAAGCUUGGUGCAUUUUUAAAAUGUUUUAGCUGUUCACAUUUGUUUGUCUGUUGGAACAGUGACACAAAGGUGUAAUUCUCUAUGGUUUGAAAUGGAUCAUAUGGGGCAUGUAAUAUCAAGAAUUGUUACUUUACAAUGUUCCCUUAAGCAAAAUUUAAUUUGCUUUGAAUUUUAGUCUUGCAUAGGCUGAUAAUAAACCUCUUAAUUCCUGCCCAGCUAAAGUCAAUGUUUAACAUUAUGGAAAUAAAAACUGGCAAAAAUUGGAAGAUUUUUUUCAACAUAGCUGGGAUAUGGUAUGCAGCUGUAGUUAAGCAGUUUUUAAACUGCUGUGAACUCAAAAACCAGCUGGAAAAAUUAAAGCUUCACCCUUAAACUAGAUUAGAGGUUUAAAAAUCCCACUAGUCUUCACACUGGACAAAAGGUUGUCCAGUUGGUGUAGAAUCUAAGAAGUUUCAAGGAAGUUAGUUUACCUUUGCUUUAGGUUGUAAGUUCCUUCUGUGAUUGCUGUAUAUGAAUACAUAGCUCUUUGUAACGUUCUUUAUUUGGAAAUCUGAGAUACUCAAGAUAACAAAU